Pararge aegeria (speckled wood butterfly) is the source of this 2469-nucleotide messenger RNA. It is a transcript of the gene spz4, whose product is annotated as protein spaetzle 4. Lineage: Eukaryota; Metazoa; Arthropoda; Insecta; Lepidoptera; Nymphalidae. Bases 61 to 1485 code for a protein of 474 amino acids. The record is from RefSeq and is a predicted model, not a curated record. Gene Ontology annotation, cellular component: extracellular region. Gene Ontology annotation, biological process: innate immune response; central nervous system formation; regulation of Toll signaling pathway. The transcript has 5 exons. Gene Ontology annotation, molecular function: Toll binding; growth factor activity.
GUCGCGUGCGGUCCCAACCAUGCGCUUUCCAACCGCGACAGUGAAAGUUCGUUGAGAGAAAUGCGUCCCGCGAUCGCCUUUCUGUUUGUGGUGACAUGGACAGUGGCACACGGUUACGACUACGCGUCGGCGUGCGCGCGGCCCUACCGCGCCAAGCGUGCCAAGGAGCCUCCCGACGUGCCAUGCGACCUCAGCAAGCAGAGCUACUGCACUACUCCUGGCAACAACUACCCCUGGCACGCGAUACGACGGUUCAUCAGAGAGAACCAGGGUCUGAUGAGAAGAAUGUAUGGUGAAGAACGGCAUAUCUCCGUUCUAAAAGCUGAAUUAGAAAACUUUAUCGAUGAUGACGAUGAAGACGAGGACAAAAAGAAUGAUUUCGGUGAAGACUUCAUCAAAACGAAAAUGAUGUUAAUGAAGAAAACCUACGGACGUGGCAUGAAAGACAAACCCCAUUUCAGGCCAAUCCAAUCUAAUCCAGAAAAACAGAAAAAGGCCGAUAAUGAUGCCCUUAAAGUAAAACCGUUAGGAAACAUUACCGGUAACGCAGCUAAAAGAAAUGAAAGCAAAACUGAAAUCAGCAAUCAAACAGUUAAUGAAGAUAAAGGUAUAUCAUAUAAAACUAAACUCGAAAGUAUAGCGAAUAUUGAGAUAAAUAAUUUAGAUCCAGAUGUGAUAACGUUAGAAGCUGUUAUCAAACAGAGCAUAGAAACAAACAGCAUAUACCCAAAUUUUUCUGGCACGUCUAAAAGUGAACCAUUGACUUUAGAAAGUAAAAACAACACAGACCGAAAUGCAACAACUACUACUGAAAAUGUUGUAAACAGUACAGAAAGUAGCGAUGACCUGUACGAUGAUUUGACAACAGAACCAGGUAAAGAUGCGUGGAAAAGUAACGUGGUCACCUCAACUUUACCUCCUACAUUACUAUUUUCGGAACACGAAAAGUUGAAAAUAGAUCGUAUAGAUAACAAGGAGACGGAGAAGAAGGAAGAGUUUCAUCCAAAGCCAGUGCAGCAUCAGGAGACUAUGAGACCUUCUGUUAUUAAACUACGAGGAGCAAAUGCUUGCGAAACGAAAGAAGAGAUGAUGGCGCCAUUUUGGGCUAACAGCACUAGAGGUGAAAUGCUGGCGCUUUUAAACAUGUACCCCUUCGAGCAGUACAUCCACUCCGAGACCUGCGUGCACAAACACAAACAGAUGUACUGCAGGGAGGGCUGCAGAUGCGAACAGCAGUUCCGACUCCACCGCCUGCUAGCCUACGAUCCCCGCAACGAGUGUCGCGGCAUAUUCGCCGACUGGUUCAAGUUCCCCGCAUGCUGCGUCUGCAAAUGCUACGACGUGCCGCUAGAGUUCCGCGCGCGGUCCCCCCGGAUCCUCCACCCGCAGUACGACGACGAAGUGAAGAGGUUGAUAUAUGAGGACGUGGCUAGAGACUGGUAUACCAUGUCGUAUGACGAAGAUGAAGAUGACGAUUUGUUCUGAUGGUUGGGGGUAGUCCUCAAAUAUUAACAAACUAGACUUUUCUUCUUGUGUCCUACGUUAUGGGAAGUCGGCACAACUUGUCUCUUUGCCAAUUUUAAAGAGAGACUAACGGUUUUCGUUUUGGCAUAUUUUGUUCUGUUUCACUUCACGCUAGAUUGACUGUACUUAAACAAAUGACAUCUUAAAUUUUGUUACACCACUGUGACACCUCGAAAUACCAACUAUUAAGUAAAAUAACUAUAUUGGAUAGUAUUUUUAGUUGGUUUGUAACCUUUAAGUCCUUCAAAUUUUAGUUUUUUGGACACUCGUAUUUACUUUUUGGUCGCGUUAAGCUUACGGCGCCAAAAUGGCGUGAAUCAAUUGGAGACCAAACCCAAGUGACAGGAGCCAAGGUCCAAUGUUGAGUCGAAACCAUAGGGGUUAUAAAAGUUAAUACAAUCUGCUAUAUUUGCAGCAAAAAGUUCCACUUUUUUUGAUGAUGAAAGGUAGUAGAAAUUAAUUCAGUAAGAUGUUAAUUAAAGUCUUAUGAAAUAAUGAAUGAAUGAAUAUACUUUUAUUGCACACCACAAAAAGUACAUAAAAAAAGAAAAGUAUAUCAAAACAACAUAGAAAGGCGGUCUUAUAAGGGGGAUACGUCCACUACGAAAAGCCAUAAAUCAAAAGAAGAAGAAGAAGGGGGAAUACGUACGUAAAAUUAGUAGAUUAAAAAAAACGUACCAACCUAUGGGGUGGAAAUAAUAGAGUUGUCCGACAUUAUGGUCUUGCUCUCAUUGGCAAGUCGACCGUUAGCACGAUUAUCGUGGUAAACUAUCAAAAUAUACGAUGUAUCAUAAUAAAACGAUCCAUAUUUGGGUUGCCUUCAUUUACAAUAGUAAUAAUUAUUAUUCUUACUGUUAUCUAUCCCGAAAUUAACCCCACCAUAGAUAAUUAUUUAUUUUAACAGUAAUUUGUUAUAUUUGACUAAUGUUAUUAAGUCUUACGGUG